This is a messenger RNA of Erpetoichthys calabaricus (reedfish), 853 nucleotides long. RefSeq names its product SEC61 translocon subunit beta (gene sec61b). Gene Ontology annotation, cellular component: Sec61 translocon complex. Gene Ontology annotation, biological process: intracellular protein transport. The coding region runs from base 156 to 446 and encodes 96 amino acids. The transcript has 4 exons. The record is from RefSeq and is a predicted model, not a curated record. NCBI's taxonomy places the organism in Eukaryota, Metazoa, Chordata, Cladistia, Polypteriformes, Polypteridae.
CUAGCCACAUCCAGUUGGGCCCUUGACUGUGCUGUCGUGGCCUAUUCGCCUGCUGGUGCUUAAACUUUUCUAGCUGCUGAGUAUUGGUGCACUGUAGAAGCGAGGAAGCAGGGGUGUAGCUAUUGAGGCGAAAUAGUUUAGUCUUUAAUUUCAUAAUGCCUGGUCCUGCGGCAUCUGCCACUAAUGUCGGUGCUUCUGGCCGUUCUCCCAGCAAGGCCGUUGCUCCACGUGCAGCUGGCUCCACUGUUCGGCAAAGGAAAGCAACCAGCAGUGGGACGAGAAGUGCUGGCAGAGGUGCAUCAUCUGGAACAGGAGGAAUGUGGCGAUUCUAUACGGAAGACUCUCCUGGACUUAAAGUUGGUCCUGUUCCAGUGCUUGUCAUGAGUCUCCUGUUCAUUGCUUCAGUGUUCAUGUUGCACAUCUGGGGAAAGUACACUCGCUCCUAGGACAAAGAGCCUGGCUUCCUUCAUGUUACAUCAUCUCUCUCUUAAUUAUUUAAAUUUUGAACUGGACCAAAUCCCUUCCAUUUCCAUUUUACCAACUUUCUGGUUUUAUUGCUGCAAGAAUGAUUUGGAUGAAGAGAACUUCACUGAUUUUUUUUUUUUUAAAUUUUUUUCCCUCUUUAUGAAUUUAUGAGGAUACUUUUUCCCUUCAGUUGUCAACCCAAAAAGACUUUACUUUUUGGAUACCAGACUUUUUUGUGCAGCUUUUGUUAAAAUCCAUAUUGUGCUACAAUAAAUGCUCUCAAGUCGCAGCUGUAUGUCUGUGUUGACAAUUAAGUGGUCCUGAAACAAUGAAAAUUUUAUCUGCUAGUAACAUUAACAUAAGUGCACAUGCUUUUUAUUAAAAAUAA